This is a messenger RNA of Capronia epimyces CBS 606.96, 1161 nucleotides long. RefSeq lists its product as uncharacterized. The record is from RefSeq and is a predicted model, not a curated record. Lineage: Eukaryota; Fungi; Ascomycota; Eurotiomycetes; Chaetothyriales; Herpotrichiellaceae. The coding region runs from base 1 to 1161 and encodes 386 amino acids. Gene Ontology annotation, molecular function: zinc ion binding; DNA binding. The transcript has a single exon. Gene Ontology annotation, biological process: DNA-templated transcription.
AUGGGCACAUGUCGCAACCCUGAAUCAUCAUUCCGGCAUACGCUCCAACCCUCUCCCCAGGAAGGGUCCUGGUCUACAUGGACGCACCCCUCGGUCCAAUCCAUUUUCCAAAAACGAACAACCAAGUCCCUGCCGCCUUGGACCGAGGCAUUCUCCCUUGUGAGCGAGUUUUUCAGCCACGAACAUCAAGCUUUCUCCUGCUUCCACCCACCCGCCUUCAUGGCUCUUUUAGGACAACAGUAUUCUGGGAGCCCGCCCGAAAGCCCGGCCUGGUGGGCUUCGCUCAACGCCGUGCUGGCAAUUGCGCAGCGUCGCCGUGUGGAAAAGGCCCAGGAACCUUCAGCCGAUGAGGACUUGGCCUGGUGUUACGCCGCAAACGCGCUGGGAACAACCUUGGAUGUUCUUAUGCGCAACACUCAGUUGCUGUCUGUCCAGGCCCUCUUGAGUAUUGCCUGGUUUUUUAUCGGAACUCCAAACCCACAACCCGCCUUCAUGUUGAUAGGUAGUGCCUUACGCCUAGCCCAUUCCAUCGGACUUCACAUGACCAACUACGAUUCAUCUUGGGGUGCCAUCGAGUACGGAAUGAGGAGAAGAGUUUUCUGGAUUGCCACGAGUCUGGAUCGAGAGCUUUGUCUCCGGACAGGGAGACCUCCAGCCCAUGAUUUGCAUGAUUUCCACGUCGACGCACCAAGUGAUCCCCUCGACGACUCGGAGAUGAUUACCACCACGGCUGGCUCGAGAUUGAACCUUUUCCAAGCCCAAGUGCAGCUGGCCGUUGUCCAGGGUUGCAUCUACCGACUCCUUCAUUCCAGCGAGCCUUCGGCAACCGACACAGGCCGCAUCACUGACUCGGUUGCAAGGCUCAACCAACAGUUAGACGAAUGGUGGGCCAAAUUUGCCCCCGUCUUCCACCCGGCUCAAGCUCUCCAGGAUCUCGAACAUCAUGGACUGUUGCGAUCGUACUACUCCUACUAUAACUGCGUCAUAGUAGUCAACCGCGCACACGGUCGCCAAUACUGGACGCCGCUGAAUCAUCCGGCCACCCCCGUAGAUCUGUCCACCGGCGUAAGGGCCUCCAUCCAGCGGUGUCUGAAGGCGGCUCGAUCCAUUGUGGCCUUGAACCAUGCAAUACCUCGCAAGUGGAAAAGCUUCUACUGGUAG